AUGGGAAACGCACAAGGUGGAAUGAACAACAACCCAUACGGAUUUUUAGGAAAAAAGGAUGAUAAAGAUAAAGGAAAAGACAAAGAUAAGAAAAAGUUAGAAAGUACACCCCCCUCGCAUAUAGGAAAAAGAAAGAAAAAAAAAAAAGGAGCUACUGGACAUUCAAAAUUACCUACUGUUACACCUAAUACAAAAUGUAGAUUAAAACUUCUAAAGUUAGAAAGAAUAAAAGAUUACUUAUUACUAGAAGAAGAAUUUAUUACAAAUCAAGAACAAAUAAAAACUACGGAUGAUAAGAAUUAUGUAAAAUUAAAAAUUGAUGAUUUAAGAGGUUCACCAAUGAGUGUUGGUACGUUAGAAGAAUUAAUUGACGAGAAUCAUGGUAUUAUUGCCACUUCAGUAGGACCAGAAUAUUAUGUAAAUAUAUUAUCAUUUGUUGAUAAAGAUUUAUUGGAACCUGGAUGUUCUGUUUUAUUAAAUAAUAAAACGAAUAGUGUUGUUGGUAUAUUAUUGGAUGAAGUUGACCCAUUAGUUUCAGUUAUGAAAGUUGAAAAGGCUCCUUUAGAAUCCUAUGCCGAUAUUGGUGGCUUGGAAUCGCAGAUCCAAGAAAUUAAAGAAGCUGUAGAAUUACCUCUAACACAUCCAGAAUUAUAUGAAGAUAUUGGUAUUAAACCACCUAAGGGAGUUAUAUUAUACGGUCCACCAGGCACAGGAAAAACUCUUUUAGCAAAAGCUGUAGCAAAUGAAACAUCGGCUACUUUUUUAAGGGUAGUAGGAUCAGAAUUAAUACAAAAAUAUUUAGGAGAUGGACCUAAGCUUGUUAGAGAAAUGUUUAAAGUUGCUGAAGAUCAUGCACCAUCAAUCGUUUUUAUUGAUGAAAUAGAUGCUGUUGGUACCAAAAGAUAUGAAGCAACUAGUGGAGGAGAAAGAGAAAUCCAAAGAACUAUGUUAGAACUAUUAAACCAGUUAGAUGGUUUUGAUUCAAGAGGAGAUGUUAAAGUUAUUAUGGCAACCAAUAGAAUUGAUUCCUUGGAUCCAGCUUUAAUUAGACCAGGGAGAAUAGACAGAAAAAUACAAUUACCAAAUCCGGAUACCAAGACAAAAAGAAGAAUUUUUCAAAUUCAUACAAGCAAAAUGACCAUGUCACCAGAUGUUGAUUUAGAAGAAUUUGUAAUGUCAAAGGAUGAGUUAUCUGGUGCAGAUAUUAAGGCCAUAUGCACAGAGGCAGGUCUCUUAGCGCUUCGAGAAAGAAGAAUGAAAAUUACACAAGUCGACCUUCGCAAAGCAAGGGAUAAAGCUCUAUACCAGAAGAAGGGAAACAUACCAGAGGGUUUGUACUUGUGA
This is a messenger RNA of Plasmodium gonderi, 1344 nucleotides long. Its product is annotated as 26S protease regulatory subunit 4. The transcript has 2 exons. Gene Ontology annotation, molecular function: ATP hydrolysis activity; ATP binding; proteasome-activating activity. Gene Ontology annotation, cellular component: proteasome regulatory particle, base subcomplex. The record is from RefSeq and is a predicted model, not a curated record. Gene Ontology annotation, biological process: proteasome-mediated ubiquitin-dependent protein catabolic process. Lineage: Eukaryota; Apicomplexa; Aconoidasida; Haemosporida; Plasmodiidae. Bases 1 to 1344 code for a protein of 447 amino acids.